UUCCAUAGAAACGAUGACCGUUGCCAGGGAAGUGAGUGCCGUGUCAUCAGCUCACAACAAUACAUUUCAAAAUAUUAAACAUUGACGUUAAACAACCAACAAAACUGGUUAGUUAGCCACAUUAUAGCAAGCUGACUGGCUAGCAACGUUGUAACACUAGCAAAAAUGCGGCCACAAAGACAACAGACCAACAACAAUACAGCCAUUACAGGAAGGUGUCUUUCUCCCACGGUCAACAGCUAUAAACUGCACUUUACAGCAGUGAACUCUCAAAUACCAGAGAGAAAUGUUCAGAGACCACUGGACGUCCGAUGGUCUAAAGACUUUACAAAAGAGAUAAACAUGGACACCAUGAAAAUGAUUCCACCAAGACAAGACAGCAGGCCUAAUGCACACAGUGGCCGUGGCAGGCCCUGUGCCCCUGUGCUGGCGUUUGUCAAUGAGUUUAUGGGCCCUGAGCGUCCCCUCCUACCCCCUGCUGCUGCUCUGCCCAGUGGGCUGACUGGGGACCUGGGGCCACAGCCACACAGAGUGAAGCCUAGGAGAGCAACCCACAGUGCAGGGGCCAUCUACUCCCACAGUACCUCACCCCUCACCCUGCCAACUGGACCAGGUGAUGCCAUAACAUUGAGUGAGAAUUCUCCCUCUGGUUUUCCAAUUGACUUUCGUUCCUGUGAUGACUGUGCUUUGAGUCCUGAGCGAAUAGAUUUGGACAGGCGUGGUCUGGAGGAGUGUCCCCUGCUGGAGGGCAUGGGUAGGCUGCGGUUGCUUAACUUUCAGCACAACCUCAUCACGCACAUCCACAAUCUGUCUCAUCUGCGGCACCUGGCCUUCCUAGACCUGUAUGACAACCACAUCUCCCAGAUGUCUGGCAUCUCAGCCCUGGCCUCUCUCAGAGUGCUUAUGCUGGGCAAGAACAGAAUCCAGAGGAUAUGCAGUCUGGAUAACCUGACUAAACUAGAUGUUCUGGACUUGCAUGGCAAUCAGAUCUCCCAGAUAGGGAACCUCUCCCACCUGUCUGAGCUGCGCGUGUUGAACCUGGCAGGGAACUGCAUCUCCAGGGUGGACAACCUGCAGGGCCUGGACUCACUGACCGAGAUCAACCUGAGACGCAACUGCAUCUCCACUGUGACAGAGGUAGACCAGCUGCCCUGCCUCCAGCGCCUCUUUCUCAGCUGCAACAGCAUUACCAGUUUUGAUGAGCUAGCCUGCCUGGGAGAGUCUUGCUCCCUUUCUGAGCUCACCCUGGAUGGGAACCCAGUAGCCCUGGAGACAUGGUACAAGCAGGCCGCCCUGCGCUGUGUGCUUCAACUCAGACAGCUGGACAUGAAACGUGUCACGGAGGAGGAGAGACGUAUGGCCUGCGUCACGGCCCGGAAGGAGGAUGAGAAGAAGAGGGAGAGUCACAAGCAGGCCAUGCACAAGAGUCCUGCUCAUGUUGCGCCUCAGCAGUUCUACACUCAACUUGGACUCAAGUCUCAGGACUCCUCAGUGACAAGCAAGGAGAAGCGGCGUCUGGCCAUCCGUAAUGCAGCACUGCAGUGGGAGGGGGUCAGGGCCUGCCUGGAGCUCCCGGCUCAGAACGGAGCCAAGGAGGAAAUCAGCCCUGAGGCAAGCCCCGCCCACAGUCCCGCCCAGACCAAUGGCCUUGCACUGGAACCUUCUCCGGAUGAGCAGCUCAGACGGGUGAGUCCGCUGUCGGCUCCGGACAGGCCAACAGGGGGCAGUGAGACCCGAAUACGCUCCACCAGUCGCCCCAACAGUCCUCGAGACCCCAAGCUCCUUGAGGCAGGGGGUGCCAGCCUGCAGAGCCUCUCCCUGUCAGAAAGCCACCUGGCGGAGCUGGAUGGGGAAACCCUGCGCCUGUUCGGCCUCGGGGCCCUGGAGGCCCUGGAGAGAGGCUGGGGGGUCCAGACUGCAGGGGCCAUCACUGUCAUAGCCUUCCGCUACAUCCACUUUGAUGCGAUCGUGCCAACACUGCCACGCAUAAGGGUCAAGUUCCCUAACCUAUCUCACCUGAUUUUCCUGGAGACCAACGUCAGCCGUCUUCCCCAGCUGGCUGCUCUGGCCCAGGUGAGACGUCUGGACCAGCUGACCAUCCACCCAGAGGGGAACCCUGUAGUCAGCCUUUCCCUGUGGAGAUCCUUCCUCAUCUAUCGCCUGCACCACUUCAAUCUGCACAAGAUCAACAACCUGGAGGUGACCAUGAAUGACAUGAUCUCUGCAGAGCGUCUGUUUGGGACGCUGGGUCAUAUCGCUGCCACCGAGACACCACGCUGCCGCCUGCUAGUACUGCUGGAGGAGUCCAGGAAGCGUCAGCUGCAGUUUCUGUUGGAGGGGCGUGGGCGCCGUGCAGGCUUGAGCCCAGAGGAUCUGCGUGACAACGGCAAGCUGCUGGGAGAGGGCCUGAGCAGAGCCCUGUUCAACUACCCCAGUAGAGACUGCUGCAGUGUGGGAGCGGAGAGCCCAGAGGAGGGUGCUAUGGAGUCGUCAUCGGAGCGCGGAGCCAUGAUGGAGCAGUACAUACAGGAUCAGGUCCAGAGGGCAUCUGACACCAACCUGAAGGGGGAGUCCCUCCACAAGCUGUGGCCCUCCAUGUUUAUGGAGAUGGUGAGAGACUAUGUGCUGGAGAUGAGGGACCGACCAACCUUCCGUCGGGCCUGCCUCAACAGGCUCUCCACACAGGGAAAGUGAGAGGGUGAGGGGUAGAGACCUGGUAAAACUCCAUAAGACCUACAGUACAGCAUACUGGACACAUACUAGAAACAGGUACAGCAUACUGGACACAUACUAGAAACAGGUACAGCAUACUGGACACAUACUGGAAACAGGUACAGCAUACUGGACACAUACUAGAAACGGGUACAGCAUGCUGGACACAUACUAGAAACAGGUACAGCAUACUGAACACAUACUAGAAACAUGUACAGCAUACUGGACACAUACUAGAAACAGGUACAGCAUACUGGACACAUACUAGAAACAGGUACAGCAUACUGGACACAUACUAGAAACAGGUACAGCAUACUGAACACAUACUAGAAACAUGUACAGCAUACUGGAAACAGGUACAGCAUACUGGACACAUACUAGAAACAGGUACAGCAUACUGAACACAUACUAGAAACAUGUACAGCAUACUGGACACAUACUAGAAACAGGUACAGCAUACUGGAAACAGGUACAGCAUACUGGAAACAGGUACAGCAUACUGGACACAUACUAGAAACAGGUACAGCAUACUGGAAACAGGUACAGCAUACUGGACACAUACUAGAAACAGGUACAGCAUACUGGACACAUACUAGAAACAGGUACAGCAUACUGGACCUACUGGAAACAGGUACAGCAUACUGGACCACUUCUUCUACUACAGCAUAUUGGACACUCUCCUGCUGCUCUGUCUCACCAUGUUAACCCAUCUUCAUCAUCACGUGGUGUCAGUCAGUCAAGUUUUGGGGAAUUUUGGGGUUAGAUUAUUUUCAUAACUGGAAAAACAUAUUCUGAUUGAAGAUGGAUGUGGAUUUUUCUUUUGAAGGCAACUUUGGGGGGGGUUCUCACCAGCCGGGCCUCAUAAGCUUGAAUGCACAUUAUCAUGGAAAAGACAAUAUUGAUGUUUGUUCUAUACUCUGUUCUUCCUAUUCAACUUGAUUCCAGGAUGCACAGAGCUAUAGAGCUAUAUACUUGAGAAAGUCAUUGUGAGCGUGCAUUGUCAUCCCUAAAGAGGAACACUCUUUGCACUUUAAAGCCUUCAUAAAGACCCUGUUCAUGAUCUCCAGCUGAAGAUUACAAUGAGUGUGUCCCAUUGAGCCUAGAAUGAUUGUGUCAUGAUAAUCUUCUUCUUAAUGUUACUCGCUCUCUCUCUGCCUGGCGUGAUGACAAGGGCACAAAACACACGUUUUCUUUUCGGACCACUCAUUUUCUGUAUUGUACUUAGUAAUAAAAUAUUCCUUAACACUUAA
Molecule: messenger RNA, 3962 nt
Organism: Salvelinus fontinalis (brook trout)
Lineage: Eukaryota; Metazoa; Chordata; Actinopteri; Salmoniformes; Salmonidae
Product: leucine-rich repeat-containing protein 49-like
Exons: 19
Coding region: 166-2694 (842 amino acids)
Molecular function (GO): protein binding
Source: RefSeq, a predicted model, not a curated record